Drosophila sulfurigaster albostrigata is the source of this 1619-nucleotide messenger RNA. RefSeq lists its product as uncharacterized. Gene Ontology annotation, biological process: arachidonate secretion; phospholipid metabolic process. Lineage: Eukaryota; Metazoa; Arthropoda; Insecta; Diptera; Drosophilidae. The coding region runs from base 217 to 1191 and encodes 324 amino acids. The transcript has 5 exons. The record is from RefSeq and is a predicted model, not a curated record.
AGAACAUUUGAAAAGUUCUCACUUCUUCUGAUCUCUCCUUGGAUGUACUGAAUACACCGGAUUAAGCUGGAAGUCUUUAAAGUAAAGUAAGCCCGCGCUCAUAACAGAAGUCCUGAAACGCUCCGGAAGUCCUAAGCACUCCGGUACUCUGUGGAAGUUCUGAAAUCAUAGGAACUUGCAAGCUUUUCAAAAAUCCUAAACUCUCCUGAGCUCAAAAUGCGGCAGAGUUUCGGUCCAAAGCGGCGGCGACUGCAGUUGCUCGCCUCCCUCAUGUUCUGCGCCCUCAUGGGCUAUCUGAGCUCAUCGGUGGCGCUGGCAAAGCCAACGUUAUCGUUUAGCCUGCCGCAGGGAUUGCAGGGAUUUCCCUCAUUUCAAUCGUUCACUCAACAGAUCAUCGAGCAACGCAGUCUGCGUCAAAUGAAAACCUACAGUGGCAAUCGCAUCAGCAAUGAUUCGCUCAUUAUGAUAUACUAUCACGAUUUGACCAUUGCUGUCACCGAGCUGGGGCCCCAGAAGCUGCUGCUAGGCUGCGAACUAAUCGAAAUCUACAACGACAAGGAGGGAAAAAUCUUGCUCAAUGGUCUCGCUCAAUACAAUCGACCGCUGGAGAUCAAGUUCGAGGAGAUGCUCAAGCUGAUGGACCAAUGCGAGCAUGUGGACAAGCUCAGCUAUGCGGCGAAGCACAGAUCUCGCUACAGCAGCAGCAACAACGAAGGCUCCGAGCGCAGCAGCAGCGGCGGCAGCAACAGCGAGUCAACUGCCAAUGGCAAUGGCAGCGAUGCUGCCAAUCCGGAUGGAGUUUCUCUCAAACUCGCUGCGAAUAUCUUUCCGCGUAGUCCCUUCUCGCUGCUUAGCGGCAUUAUACCUGGCACUAAAUGGUGUGGCACUGGCGACAUAGCCGAAACGUACAGCGAUCUGGGCAGCGAGAUGGCCAUGGAUCGCUGUUGUCGCCAGCACGAUCUCUGCCCCGUGAAGAUACGUGCGUAUCAAAACAAGUACGAGCUAAUGAACGACUCGUUGUACACAAAAUCGCAUUGCAUAUGCGAUGAUAUGCUGUUCUCGUGCCUGAAGAUGACCAACACGUCGGCAUCGCAGUUGAUGGGCUCCAUUUACUUUAAUUUGGUGCAAGUGCCGUGCUUGGAUGGUCGCAGCAAUCAAUACAAGUUUCGAGCGGCCAAGGAGGGAUUCUAAGGUGUCUCGCUCAUUCGAUAUGCUUAAGGUUGCGAUUUGGCGAUUAUUCGUAUUCGUUCGUUUUCAUUUUCGGGAGGUGGAAGGAGGCCAUUGUACAUAGUUGAGCGCGGCGCCACUUCAAUUAUUUAUUUGAGCUACUUAAAAAUGCGAGCGACACACAAGUGCGAAAUGACAAAAGACAGACACACAUCAGAUACAGAUACAGAUACAGAUACAUAUACAAGAUACGACACGCAGCUACAAGAUACACGUACUUUAGAUGGAACGCCCUUUUAUUAAAUAUGCUUGCAUGAUGUUAGGUUUACAUAGUUUAGUAGUAGGCGUUAUGUUCUUAUAUAUUAUGUAUAAAGUAGCCUUCGCUACGCUUUUGUUAUAAAUACAUAUAAAUAUAUAUAUAUAUAUAUAUUGAUAUAUUAUUAUAAAUUGUC